This is a messenger RNA of Lingula anatina, 13651 nucleotides long. RefSeq names its product dynein axonemal heavy chain 1. Gene Ontology annotation, molecular function: dynein light intermediate chain binding; ATP binding; dynein intermediate chain binding. Gene Ontology annotation, cellular component: dynein complex. NCBI's taxonomy places the organism in Eukaryota, Metazoa, Brachiopoda, Lingulata, Lingulida, Lingulidae. Gene Ontology annotation, biological process: microtubule-based movement. The record is from RefSeq and is a predicted model, not a curated record.
CAACUCCAUCAACUCCGCCAUAUUUGUUGAUGGUGCGUUGAACAAAAUCGUAUAAAUCACGGAUAUGAAUCUUCAUUAAGAGAGCAAAAAUAUGUCCAGCAGAGCAACCAAAAGCUCCCAUGGGAGGCCUUUCUCCUCCAAUCGGACACAGAUUAAUACAGCCAAAACAUCCGUCUCUGGACAGAAGUACCCAGAGAUCAAACAAAGAGGGUUUUAUUCAGAUAUUUUGGGAACAGGUGCCCAAGAAAGAUUAGGGAAUGUAUUGCAAGGGCCUGAGACUGUGGAACAGGAUACUCUUUGGAAUGUUGCCAAAGAAAAACACACUCCAAAAGUUACUGGGGUUGACUUUAAACCAGAAGAUAUACAAGCGCAACUUCAGGAGUAUACAUAUGGACCAUCCACAGAGAUAACAACCAUAUCUGACUUUCCAGUGAAGUCGUUUCAACCCAAAGUCCAGUUACCCUACUAUACCAUUCCAGGACAGUGUCCAAGAAAGAUAGAAAUUGAAAGGAGAAAGAGGCUGUAUGAGAGCCAGAAUUUAAAGACGCUGCUUGCCAAGGAAUGCAUAGACAGCAGCAUGCUGAUGCCAAAAAUGCUGACCAAUGGAAACAACAAUGUGAUACUGAAUGCUGAUUUGAAGGAUCCAGCUCCAUUCCCACCGUAUUUACCACUGGAGAUAUUUGAUGACCAAGAGUUUGAUUGCCGCACACCCCACGAGUGGAUAAGAUUAGGAAAGGAGGACGGAAAGAGAAUGCCUGUCCCUGGCAAAGCCUUGUUGCCUUCCACUGAUGAUGUGCAUGAUUUGGAUCCCAGAGACCCUAGCAUCACCUAUGCCUGGGUGGAUGUGGGAGUGUUGGAUUACGAUAAAGCAACACAGCUGUAUCUGGUGCAGAAAUGUGAUGAAAAUGGAAGGAUUGUAGAUCAGAAGGGAAAGACAAUAGUUAAUGGUGGGAAGAGAAAAGAUGGCACAAGGAUUACUUUGCCCUCCCAGUACUGGAUUCCCAGAGUUAGGUUGCUAUUUAUGGCAGAGGAUCCGCGAGAUUUUGUUAAGCGUGUCGGCCAUGCUUUUAGAAGCCGCAAACACACAGAAGCACUGAUCCGCUACAACCUGUACCUGGACUGUAUGCCUAUGGAUGGAGUGGGGGAACUGGACCAGGCAUCAUUGAAGAGAAUGACUGAUUGGGCUAGAAGUACUUCUUCACUGUCAAAGGACAAAAGCCUGGAUGACUACAUACAGCUUUUGGAGAAAGAAGUGAACAUUGAUUUUUGUCGCUCCAUGAAUCGGAUCAUCUUUGAUAAAACUGUGGCAGAAGAUCCUGCAACCUUUGCCUUUGUCACUAUCCCAGAGCCAGUGAAAGAGGUGAUACCAGAGAAAGGCUGUGUCACAGACUUACCUGAAUACCCAUUUGAUGAGCAGUAUGACAAGUUUGCCUUCAACUCCCUGCUGACCAGAGAAGAGAGUAUCUCAGCCAUUGGCAAAGUCAGGACUGAAUGUAACAAGGUCUCUGCUAUGUGCCUCUUCCAUCUACCUAUGAGUAAACCCAUGAGGCUUGAGGAGUUUGAACAGACACAAAGUCAGGCCACAUCCCAGGUUUCCCUGUUUUUGAAGGACAGCUGGAUCACCACCCUGAGAGCUGCCAUAAGGACCAGCUUGAGAGACAGUGGGAAGGGCUGGUUUAAUAUCCACGAGACCAACUGGGAUGUGUACCAGAUUUCCAAGCUCAAGAAGCUGAUGGAGAUGGUCAAGUUUAAUAUGCAGGAUUCCCUGAGGUACCUGGUCCAGGACUCUUUGGUCUCUUACACCCAGAAUGUACUGGAUGCCUGCCAUGCCUGUUUGUCUUAUGAAGAAGACAGAGAAUGGGGACCAGACCUUUUAGCCAGUAACUACAGACCCAAGAGGAAUGCCCUGUUUUUGGUGGAUCUGCUUCUGGACAAAGAAGGCGCCCACUACAGUACUAAUCUGAACAGCUUUGAGAGCACUCUGAUCAGCUUGUUUGACAAAGGCAUCUCAUCCACACAGAGUGUGCCACAGCUGGAAAAGUACAUCAUGGAGGACAUAUUCUGGUCUGGCACACCUCUGCUGGAAUCUGUAGGAGAACAUGAACCACCUGUGGAGGAACUGAGAACCACAGUGACAAAUGCCAUAAAGAAAGCACUCAUUCCUAUGAAAGCCUAUGCCAGAGAGUAUGAGAAACAUUUGGAGUUGAUGAAUUUGGACAUAAAUGCAUAUGUCAAGGAGUAUGAAAAGCAAGGCAAAUCAGCCGCUGAAGUGAAGCAUGAAGUAGAGAUGCACUUGAAAGAGAAGGAAGUGAUUGAAGCCACCAUCCCAAGCACCAUAGUCAUAGGACCAUUCUGGAUCAACACAGACACAGUGAGGAAGGCAUUGGCAAAGAAGAGGAAAGACCUGAGUAAUGCUGUACUGGAGCUGUUAGCUAGACAGCUCAGGAAACAAGCAGAUGAUGCUUGUGAAGAGUUCAAGGCUAUCAGCAGGAAACUCUAUGACAAGUCCAACUGCAUUGAGGAGCUCUCAGAGAUGAGGGAGUGGAUGAAAGGAAUACCAGAAAAACUGAAAGAACAUCAGGAACUCAUUGACAAGGCCAUGUCAGAUUAUGAAUUGAUAGAAGAUUUCUACUAUAACCUUUCCACUGAUGACUUCAAUGCCAAGUGGACUGCUAUUGGGUGGCCACACAAGAUAGAGACUCAGAUGGAGAACACUCUGGUCCAGUUGGAGGAGGAUGAGGAGAGGUUUAGGAAGCUACAGGUCCUAGAUCAGGCCAACUUCAAUGAUAAACUGGAUACACUGCAGAUGGUUGUUGCUGGUAUGGCUGCCCACACUGACAUUGGCAGAGCACAUGAGAUUGCCAAUGAGGCACGCAGAAUAAAUAAGCAGCUGAAGGAAGCUCAAGAGGAUGCUGCCAAAUACAACAACAGGGAACGCCUGUUUGGUCUGCCUGUCACAAACUAUGACAAGUUGAUAAAGCUUGUGAAGGACUUUGAACCUUUCCGAAAUCUCUGGAUCACAUGCUCCGAAUGGCUCCGUUGGAAUGAGAGCUGGAUGAAUGAUCCGCUGACAUCCAUUGAUGCUGAAAGCCUGGAAAAGAAUGUGAAUGACUCCUACAAAACCAUGCACAAGUCUGUGAAGAUUUUCAAUGAUAUACCUGGUGUGCAGCAAGUAGCAGUAGAGGUGAAAGGCAUGAUAGAAGAGUUCAGGCCUUAUAUCCCUCUUAUCCAAGGCUUGAGAAACCCAGGCAUGAGGAACAGGCAUUGGGAGCAGCUGUCAAAUGACCUUGGUUUCCCAGUGCGUCCAAAACAGUCCCUGACCUUCUCCAAGUGUCUGGAGAUGAGACUGCAAGAUCACAUUGAAAAGAUUAGUAAGGUGGCAGAGGUAGCAGGGAAGGAAUACUCCAUUGAACAGGCUCUUGACAAGAUGGAAGGUGAAUGGGCACCAGUGCUGUUUGAAGUGAUGCCAUAUAAAGAUACAGGCACCUACAUUGUGAAAAUAUCAGAAGAAAUCUCACAGCUUUUGGAUGAUCACAUUGUCAUGACCCAGAGCAUGUCUUUCUCCCCAUUCAAGAAACCUUUUGAGGAGAGAAUCAGUACAUGGGAAAGUAAACUAAGAACAACUCAGGAUGUCCUUGAUGAGUGGCUGUUGUGCCAGAGGUCAUGGCUGUACUUGGAGCCCAUCUUCAGUUCAGAAGACAUCAACCGCCAGCUGCCAGUGGAGAGCAAGAGGUAUCAAACCAUGGAAAGAAUCUGGAGGAAGCUAAUGAAGCAGGCACGAGACAACCCACAGGUGAUCUCACUGUGCCCUGACGCCCGCCUGUUAGACAACUUGAAGGAGUGUAACAAACUGUUGGAGCAGGUCCAGAAAGGUCUAAGCGAGUACUUGGAGACCAAGAGAAAUUCUUUCCCCCGCUUCUACUUCUUGUCUGAUGAUGAACUGCUGGAGAUUCUCUCUCAGACCAAAGAUCCCACAGCUGUACAGCCUCAUCUUAGGAAGUGCUUUGAGAAUAUUGCCAAGCUCAAAUUUGAGGAUGAUCUGAAGAUCACGACUAUGUACUCUGGAGAAGGAGAAUCAGUGAGUUUCAAGGAGUCCCUGUAUCCCACUGGCAAUGUGGAGGACUGGUUACUGGAGGUGGAGAGAGUCAUGAUGCAGAGUCUCAGAUUUAUCAUCAAAGAUGCUUUGGAAGAUUAUGAAAAGAUCCCGAGGACAGAGUGGGUAGUCAAGUGGCCUGGCCAGGUUGUCAUAGCUGGCUGUCAGACAUUCUGGACUUCUGAGGUGUCAGCAGCACUGGAGAGAAAAGAUCUGCCUGGACUGUUUCAGAACUUGCUUAGUCAGCUUGAUGACCUGCGUAACCUGGUGACAGGAGGGACAUUGACACGUAUUGGAAUCCAGGUGUUGUCUGCUCUCAUUGUCAUUGAGGUCCACGCCAGGGAUGUGGUAGCAAACAUGGUCAAAGAGAAAGUGGAAAAUGUCAAUGAUUUUGAAUGGAUCAGCCAGUUGAGAUACUACUGGUUGGAAGAUGACAACAUGUACACCCGGGCUGUGAACGCCCAGUUUCUGUAUGGAUAUGAAUACCUGGGGAACACAGGGCGCUUGGUUAUUACACCACUGACUGAUCGAUGUUACCUGACCCUGACUGGGGCCCUCCAUCUAAAGUUUGGUGGUGCCCCUGCUGGGCCUGCAGGGACAGGGAAGACAGAAACCACCAAGGAUCUGGCCAAGGCUUUUGCCAUUCAGUGUGUGGUCUUCAACUGCUCUGACCAGCUUGACUUCAUGGCUAUGGGGAAAUUCUUCAAAGGAUUGGCAAGUGCUGGGGCGUGGGCAUGUUUUGAUGAGUUCAACCGUAUCGACAUUGAGGUGUUAUCAGUGGUUGCUCAGCAGAUCACAACCAUUCAAAAAGCUCAACAGCAAAGGGUAGGCACUAUAUGUCUGGACAUAGGUUCAGGGGCAUGGGCUUGCUUUGAUGAAUUCAACCGUAUAGACAUAGAGGUGCUGUCAGUGGUGGCCAUGCAGAUCACCCAAAUACAGCAAGCACUCAUUGCUAAGGUGGACAGGUUCAUCUUCGAAGGCGUAGAGCUGGCUUUGAAGAAUUCCUGUGCUGUGUUCAUCACCAUGAACCCUGGCUAUGCAGGCAGAACAGAACUGCCUGACAACUUGAAGGCUUUGUUCCGUCCUGUGGCUAUGAUGGUGCCAGAUUAUGCCCUGAUUGCAGAAAUCAGUUUGUUCUCCUUUGGUUUCUCUGAUGCCAAGAUUCUCUCAAAGAAAAUCACAACAACUUUCAAGUUGUCAUCUGAACAGCUUAGUGCACAGGAUCACUAUGACUUUGGUAUGCGUGCUGUGAAGAGUGUGAUAUCUGCUGCCGGCAACUUGAAGAGACAGAAUCCCAAGAUGGAUGAAGAGUUGAUUGCUCUCAGAGCCAUCAGAGAUGUGAAUGUGCCUAAGUUCCUGCAAGAUGAUUUGAAACUGUUCAACGGCAUUGUAUCAGAUCUUUUCCCCAACAUCAAAGAGGAACCUAUUGACUAUGGAGCUCUUAGUGAAGCCCUCAACAAGUCCUGUGUCAAACUGGGCAUCAAAGAAGUGGAUGGAUUCUUACACAAGUGCAUUCAGCUUUAUGAGACAACUGUUGUGCGCCACGGGCUUAUGUUGGUUGGACCAACCGGUUCUGGAAAGACAAAAUGUUACGAGGUCCUGCAGAAGGCCAUGACUUCACUGAAGGGAGAACCAUCUCCAGCAGGUGUGCCCUUUGAGGCUACCCACACCUAUAUCCUCAACCCCAAGUCCAUCACUAUGGGGCAGCUGUAUGGAGAGUUUGAUCUCAUGACACACGAAUGGACUGAUGGGAUCUUGUCCACACUGAUCAGGCAGGGCUGCUCUGCCCAGGAUGCUGACAAGCGUUGGUAUCUGUUUGAUGGUCCUGUGGAUGCCGUGUGGAUUGAGAACAUGAACACUGUGCUGGAUGACAAUAAAAAGCUGUGUCUCAGCAGUGGAGAGAUCAUCAAAUUAACUGAGCACAUGACUAUGAUGUUUGAAGUACAGGACCUGGCAGUUGCCUCCCCUGCCACUGUCAGUAGGUGUGGUAUGGUGUACCUGGAACCCAGUAUUCUGGGCCUGUCACCAUUUGUAGAGUGCUGGCUCAAGAGACUGCCUGAUGCUAUAUACCCACACAAGGACAAGUUCCAGGCACUCUUUGAUGCUUUUCUGGAGGAUUCCAUUCAUUUCCUGCGAGGCAAUAUGAAAGAAUUUGUGCCAUCUAUGGACAGCAACUUGACCUUCAGUUUGUUGAAACUGCUGGAGUGCUACUUCACCCCCUUCAUUCCUAAAGAGGGAGAAAAGGAAAUGCCAGAGGAACAACUGGAGCGUAUUGUGGAUCUCAUUGAGCCUUGGUUUAUCUUCUCCCUGAUCUGGACUGUGGGCGCCACCUGUGAUAAUGAUGGAAGGAAGAAGUUCAGUGAUUACCUCAGAGAGAAGAUGAAGAAAGAAAAUUGCACAAUGCCAUUCCCAGAGAAAGGCUUGGUAUAUGACUAUAGGUUGGAUGAUGGAGGCAUUAGUGGAGGCCAUGGAGACGACGAGGAGGAGGAUGCAGGUGGAGAACGCAAGAUUCAGUGGUUGGAUUGGUUCCACGGCCGUGCUCAUUUCUCUAUUCCCCCAGACAGCAAGUUCUCAGACAUCAUAGUGCCCACCAUGGACACCAUCAGAAGUGCAUACAUCAUUGAAAUACUUCUGUCUAACAAUAAAACAGUAUUGUGUGUGGGUCCUACUGGGACAGGAAAGACCCUCUCCCUGGCAGACAAACUGAGCAGAGGCAUGCCAAAACAGUAUAUCCCAGAAUUCAUCGUGUUUUCUGCCAAAACCAGUGCAAACCAGACACAAGAUCUGAUUGAUGGCAAACUUGACAAAAGGCGAAAGGGAGUAUUUGGACCUCCUCUUGGAAAAUACUUCAUCUUUUUUGUUGAUGACUUGAACAUGCCUGCCCUGGAGACCUAUGGGGCCCAGCCACCUAUUGAGCUGAUCAGACAGUGGAUGGACUUCAAAGGCUGGUACGACAGAAAGGCCAUAGGAGAUUUCCGCCAUCUUGUUGACGUGAACUUUGUGACUGCAAUGGGUCCCCCUGGUGGUGGACGUAAUCCAGUCACUCCUAGACUGCUGCGUCACUUCAACUACCUGGCCUUCACAGACCUGGAGGAUGACAGCAAACGGACGAUCUUUGGAACCAUCUUGAACUGGUUUUUAGCUGCCAGUCCUCCCGCAGUGCGUGACCAUGGUGACCAAAUGGUGGACACCUGUAUUGAUAUGUACAACACCAUUCUAAAACAACUUCUACCAACACCAGCCAAGAGCCACUACACAUUCAACUUGAGGGAUCUCUCCAAAGUCUUCCAGGGCAUGCUCAUGGCAGACGCUGCUAAGCUGGAGACACUACAGGAAUUCCUGCGGCUGUGGUACCAUGAGAGUUGCCGCGUGUUCCAGGACCGUUUGGUGAAUGAUGAAGACAGGGACUGGUUUGACAACUUAAUGAAAGAACACAUGCUGGCAGAUUUCCACAUCCAGUUUCAAGAUGCUGUGCCCUCACUGCCUAUCCUAUAUGGAGACUUCAUGGUGCCCAAUGUAGACAACAAAGUCUAUGCAGAAAUAGAGGAUCAUGCUAAGAUGGCAAAAGUCAUGGAGGAGUACCUUGAGGACUACAAUCAAAUCAACACAGCAAAGAUGAACUUGGUGCUCUUUAUGGAUGCCAUGAAGCACUUGUGUCGUAUAAGUCGUAUCAUCAGACAGCCCCUGGGGAAUGCCUUACUGCUGGGAAUGGGUGGUAGUGGCAGACAGAGUCUUACCAGGCUGGCAGCACACAUGUCUGAAUAUGACUGUUUCCAGAUCGAGCUGGCUAAGAACUAUGGCAUGACAGAGUGGAGGGAGGAUCUGAAAACCAUCAUGUUGAAAGCAGGAUUAGAGAAUAAAUCAAUAGUUUUCUUGUUUAGUGAUACACAGAUAAAAAGCGAAUCUUUCUUGGAGGAUUUGAACAACAUCUUAAAUUCUGGUGAUGUGCCCAACAUCUAUGCUUUUGAUGAGCUGGACCAGAUCUAUACUGCCAUGAAGCCUAUUGUACAGGAUGCUGGCUAUCAGCCGACUAAAACUAACUUGUUUUCUGCUUUUACUAAAAGAGUCAGAAGCAAUCUGCACACUGUGGUAACAAUGAGUCCUAUUGGUGAAAUAUUCCGUGCACGUCUGCGUAUGUUCCCAGCACUGGUGAACUGCUGCACUAUAGACUGGUUUAGUGAGUGGCCUGAUGAUGCUCUCCGCUCUGUGGCCAUGAAGUUUUUGAAUGAUAUUGUUGAUUUGGAUGCCAGUGAAACUGUAUUUGAUGGCCUGGUUGUUAUGUGUCAAGUAAUUCAUCAGAAUGUGAUAGAGAAUGCCAGACUGUACCUAGCUGAGAUGUCCAGACAUGUGUAUGUCACUCCAACAAGUUACCUGGAGUUAUUGGGGAUUUUCUCGAAUCUGGUGUCUAUCAAGAGAAAUGAGCUUACUCUUGCUAAAAACAGAAUGAAAACUGGUCUAGAUAAGCUCCUCACUACUGCUGAUGAAGUGGCUAAGCUUCAGGAAGAGCUGGAGACCAUGAGGCCACUUCUGGAGGAAGCAGUGCAAGAGUCCAUAGUGACCAUGGAGAAGAUUUCAGUGGACACGAAAGUAGCAGAGGAGACCAAGGCAGUGGUCCAGAAGGAGGAGGCCCAGGCUGGGGAGAAAGCCAGGGAGACCCAGGCCAUUGCUGAUGAUGCACAGAGAGAUCUGAAUGAAGCACUGCCAGCCUUGGAUGCUGCUUUGGCAAGUCUGAAGUCUCUGAACAAGAAUGAUGUAGUUGAAGUGAGGUCCAUGACACGCCCACCAGAUGGUGUGCGUAUGGUUAUUGAAGCUGUGUGCAUCAUGAAGAGCAUCAAGCCCAAGAAAGUGCCUGGAUCUAAGCCUGGAGAAAAAAUUGAUGACUAUUGGGAGCCUGGAAAAGGAUUACUUCAAGAUCCUGGCAAAUUCCUGGAAAGUUUGUUCAAGUAUGACAAGGAUAACAUUCCAGAUGUUGCCAUCAAGGCCAUCCAGACAUACAUAGAUAAUGAGGCUUUCCAGCCUGCUGCUAUCGCCAAGGUUUCAAAAGCGUGUACCUCUAUCUGCCAGUGGGUGCGAGCUAUGCACAAGUACCACUUUGUAUCUAAAGCUGUAGCCCCCAAGAGGGCAGCUCUACAACAGGCCCAAGCUGAGCUAGCGGAAACCCAGAAAAUUCUGGAUGCUGCCAAGGCCAGGCUCCAGGAAGUGGAAGAUGGUAUAGCCCUACUGCAGGCCAAGUAUGAUGACUGUGUGCGCAAGAAGACAGAGCUGGAAGACAAAACUCAGGAGUGUGAGGCCAGGCUGGGAAGAGCAGAUAAGCUCAUUGGAGGUCUGGCGGGAGAGAAAGUCAGGUGGCAGGAGUCUGUGGAGAGACUGGAGUACAUGGUGGCCAAUGUGAUUGGAGAUGUGCUUAUGUCUGCUGGCUGUGUGGCCUACCUGGGACCUUUCACUGGCAACUAUCGAACCACCAUGGUCCAGCAGUGGCUGCAGAAGCUGACUGAGAACAAAGUGCCCACCACAGAUGACCCCACUCUGAUCAGUACCUUGGCUGACCCAGUGAAGGUCCGCAGCUGGCAGAUUGCUGGUCUCCCCAAGGACAACCUCUCAGUGGAGAAUGGGGUUGUGGUCCAGUACUCUCGCAGGUGGCCACUCUUCAUAGAUCCACAGGGGCAGGCAAAUAAAUGGGUGAAGAACUUGGAAAAAGACAAUGGAAUUGAUGUCAUCAAGCUGUCAGACAGGGAUUUCCUGCGUAGUUUAGAGAAUGCUGUGCGCUUUGGUAAACCAUGUCUGCUGGAGAAUGUGGGAGAGGAACUGGAUCCUGCUCUGGAACCCAUCUUGUUGAAGCAGACCUUCAAGCAGUCUGGAAGUUUGGUGAUCAAGCUAGGUGAUGCAGUGAUUCCCUACCAUGAAGACUUCAAGUUCUACAUUACAACCAAACUACCCAACCCUCAUUAUACACCAGAGGUCUCCACCAAGGUCACACUGGUCAACUUCACACUGUCACCAAGUGGUCUUGAAGACCAGCUGCUGGGAACAGUGGUGGCAGAGGAAAGACCUGACCUGGAAGAGGCAAAGAACCAGCUCAUUAUCAGCAAUGCCAAGAUGAAGAAUGAACUGAAGGAGAUUGAAGACAAGAUUCUGGAAAGACUGAGUUCUGCAGAGGGCAGCCCUGUUGAUGAUGUGGAUUUGAUUGCCACUUUGGAUGCAUCCAAGAUAAAGUCUGAUGAAAUCAAGGCCAAAGUGGUUGUAGCAGAACAAACUGAGAAGGAAAUAGAUGAGACUCGUAGUCAGUACAUCCCAGUGGCAGUGAAUACCCAGAUCUUGUUCUUCUGUGUGGCUGACAUGGCCAAUAUUGACCCUAUGUAUCAGUACUCACUGGAAUGGUUUAUCAGGAUCUUCUUAGGUGGCAUCUCUAAUGCUGAAAGAUCUGAUAACUUGCCUCAGCGUAUCACCAACAUCAAUGAGUAUUUCACCUUCAGUUUGUACAGCAAUGUGUGUCGCAGCUUGUUUGAAAAACACAAGUUGCUGUUUGCUUUCUUGCUCUGCACCAGAAUACUGAUGCACCAAGGGAAGAUUAACUUAGAUGAGUGGCGGUUCCUGAUAGCUGGAGGGACACACAAGGCCAAGGAGCUGCCUAACCCAGCUGUGGACUGGCUCAGUGAAAGGUCUUGGGGAGAUAUCCUCACCCUGGCAGCUGUGCCCAAAUUUGCCUCCUUUGCAGAUGACUUCCCCUCCCAUGUUGAAGGGUUUAAGAAAAUCUUUGACAGCGCUGAUCCUCACAGAGAGGAGCUUCCAGGAAGCUGGAACACAGACCUGGAUGACUUCCAGAAAUUGUUGGUUCUCAAGUGUUUGAGAUCAGAUAAAAUUACUAAUGCCAUGCAAGACUUUGUUGCCAAGAACCUUGGGCAGAGGUUUGUGGAACCACAGACGGCAGAUCUUCACCAGGUGUUUAAGGACUCUUCCCCAACAACACCACUGAUCUUUGUCCUGUCCACUGGCACUGACCCCGCAGCUGACCUUUACAAGUUUGCAGAGGAAAUGAGAUUUGCUAAGAAAUUAUCAGCCAUUUCACUGGGACAAGGACAGGGUCCAAGAGCAGAGGCCAUGAUGAGGAGUGCUAUGGAGAGAGGCAAAUGGGUAUUUUUCCAAAACUGUCACUUAGCACCAAGCUGGAUGCCUUCACUGGAAAGACUCAUUGAGCAGAUUGACCCAGACAAAGUUCACCGUGACUUCCGUCUGUGGCUGACCAGUAUGCCUAGUCCAAAGUUCCCUGUGUACAUCUUACAGAAUGGCUCUAAGAUGACAGUGGAACCUCCUAAAGGAAUCAAAGCCAACUUGAUGAAGUCAUACUUUGGCUUUACUGAUGAAUUCCUUCUUUCAUUAGGAGAUCGGACUCAUGAGUUCAAAUCGUUGCUGUUCUCCCUGUGUCUCUUCCACGGAGUCAGCAUAGAGAGGAGGAAGUUUGGUGCUCUCGGCUUCAAUAUCCCUUACGAGUUCACUGAUGGUGACUUGAAGAUCUGUGUCAGCCAGCUGAAGAUGUUCCUUGCUGAAUAUGAAACCAUCCCUUACAAGGUGCUGAUGUACACAGCAGGUCAUAUCAACUAUGGUGGCCGUGUGACAGAUGACUGGGACAGGCGGUGUCUCAUGAGCAUCCUAGCAGACUUCUACAACCCCGUGGUCCUGGAAGAAGACCAUGUCUACUCUGAGUCUGGCAUCUAUAAGCAGAUUAAUACAGAAAAUGAUCAUCAUGGUUACAUGGAGUACAUAAAGAGUUUACCCAUCAAUGACAAUCCUGAGAUCUUCCAUUUGCACAACAAUGCCAACAUCACCUUUGCUCAGAAUGAGACAUUUAUGCUUCUGGAAGCCCUGCUGGCCCUGCAGCCCAAGUCUACAAGUGGCAAAGGAAAGACAAGAGAGGAGGUUAUGGAGGAUGCUGCUAAGACCAUCCUGGAGCAGGUGCCAGACCCCAUACCUAUAGGUCCAGUAAUGGAGAAGUUCCCUGUGUUAUAUGAACAGUCUAUGAACACAGUACUCACACAGGAGGUCAUCAGGUUUAACAAGCUCCUGGCUAUCAUCAAGAGUAGUCUGAAGGACAUGCUAAAAGCUUUGAAGGGUUUGGUGGUGAUGUCCCAGCAACUGGAGGACAUGGCCAACAGUCUGUACAACAACACUGUCCCAGGAAUGUGGGCAGGCAAGGCCUAUCCAUCUUUGAAGCCUCUGGCUGCCUGGGUGGUAGAUCUUGUUCACAGGAUGGAGUUCAUUCAAGGCUGGAUUGACAAUGGCAUUCCUGCUGUAUUUUGGAUAUCUGGUUUCUUCUUCCCACAAGCCUUUUUAACUGGUACUCUGCAGAACUAUGCCAGGUCCAAGGUCAUCUCCAUUGACACAAUAUCCUUUGGAUUUGAGGUUCUACAUGAGGACUGGCAGGAGCUCAAGGAACCACCAAAAGAUGGCUGCUUCAUCAGAGGAUUAUACAUAGAAGGUGGGCGCUGGGACUUCACAAACCACAAGCUCACAGAAUCCAGGCCCAAGGAGUUGUACACAGACAUGCCUGGUAUAUGGUUGAAACCUGAGGCCAGCAGAGUUCCACCCCAGUCAGGGGUGUAUGAAUGCCCUGUGUAUAAGACUUUAACAAGAGCAGGUACCCUGUCCACCACUGGUCUGUCCACUAACUUUGUGUGCACAGUGGAGCUGCCCACUGACAAGACCCAGCAACACUGGAUUAAGAGAGGUCUGGCUAUGUUGUGUGCUCUCAACUACUGAGCCACCCACCCGGAACAGAAACAAGAACUUGAACACCAUGGAAGUAUAUUGGUGUAUACUUCAUGCUGCAUAUAUGAUGUAGUGAACUUCUGAGACUAUUGGUCAAAUAUGUGAUAUUUUAACAUCUCUGAUGAGAGAUGCAUGUACAAAUGUGUUUCAGUAUUAACAUGUACAGUUUUGUCUUAACCUUAUACUUAACAUAACUCUGCAGUAUACAGGGACUAUUUUGAAAAAAAAAUGCAUUUAUUCAGUAUGAAUGGGGACCAAUGAACAUUUGAAAAUUUUCCUGAAUGAUGGGAUUUACAGCUUCCAAGUUCAGAUAUGAAUGGGCACACUAUUUGUAUUUUUAUUUUGCUGUGCCAUGUCCAUGUAUUUUUAUUUGUUAAGUCCUGAGUGAUUUGUGGAGAUAUUAUUGAUAUCAAUUAAAUUUUAUUUUUAUUUCAUUACAUCUUCAGUGGGUUGGAUAAAUACACGUGUAUAUAUAGUUGCUCACUGUUAUUGCAUUAACAUUGCAAUUUUUUUUCCUUUUUAUAAGAGCACACAUUUGACUGUGAUUAUUUGUUUAAGCUUUGACAAUGAAAAUUAUUUACCUGAAUUUGUGUUUUGAACCUCAAAUGCCAAAAACAAAUUAAUUAGUUUAAUUUUUACUUUCAUCUUUUAAAUAAUUUAUAUUUUAUAAAAAGAAAACUUUUAUAUUGAAUUAUUAGUUUUCUAUAUUUCAGAUUUUUAUAGGAAAUGCUGCCUAGCCAUUUGUGCAGCUUUUUAUUUUGGCUGAUAUAAAGUUACCUAAUAAAACUCUUAUAU